CUGAAAAAUCCUGAACACCGAACCUUCCGAGCACUAAAUGUAUUACGACAUCGAUUCGGUAAUUUCCUAUGCGGCUGUCUUCGCGACUCCAACAAUUCUGAACUAAAAACGUGAAAUCGAUCGUUUCGAAUCGACGUGUGAAACUCUCGAAAAGUUCCGAGGAAAUUACGAAUUUUGCCAACUUUCGACGUAGCCGGGGACCACAGGCGGUGGCGGUGCGAUCGAUGCGUGAUCCAUCAAUCGGAUCGAGGCGGGCACCCUGUAGAACGACACACCUGCGACAGGACGGUUGAUCGGCGCGGAGGCAGGCGGGUUGUCACGUCGGCUCGAGUCCAGUCGAGUCGAGGCGAGUCGCCUGGUAGUACCUUCCACGGUGGGACAGCCGUGUGUGCAGCGUGGCGCGUGUCGCUAGCAUUGGGCGAGAGUAUGGUUGCCUAUCGGCGGGCAGAUUUCAUGCGGCAGUGACGCGUGUUCGGCGCAUUUUAGUGUUCGAACCGGCGCGACGGGGACGUCGUCGGCUCGUCGGGAUCGUUUCGGUGGCUGAUCUCUGGUGGUUGAAUGCGCGGGUCCGUCGCGUUCAGGGGACCUCGACGAGACCUUUCGGACAGACCGAUGGCUCGUCCCGCCAACCUCGUGCCCGGCAAGGAAAAGGUGUGCGCGGUGUUCGAGCGACAUCGAGUUCUCGGCCGUGCGACAGAAACUCGACGCUGGAACCGAGGCCCGCGGCCCAUGUCGAGACCGAUCAUCGUCCGCUCGUAGUCCGCUCCGAAUAAGCUCGCGAUCCGCUCGCAGUCCGCCCAUAGUCGGCCGUUCGACACGCGAGUUUUCCGCCCGAGCUCGUUCGUCAAUCGGCCUUCGACGCUGCGUAUGGUUUCGUGCACGAACGGUGACACGUUUUCGCCGCACGUCCGAUACAAUGACAACGAUACAAUGAACGUUCCCAUUGUAUCGGGAGACAUCGCCGACGAGGACACCCUGAAACCGCGUUUCAUUCGGUUCCGAGCGGACAAGGCAUAGAGGCGAAACGAUGCGGCUGCGGGACCGAGUACUAUGUUGAAGUGGACUUGUUACGCGCCUCUGUCGAAGAAUCGCGCGUCCCCGACGAGCCUUCCACUGGACGGACGGGAGAAGAGGAGGACGGACUGUGGAAAUGCGUCGUCGUCGUCGUCGUCGUCGUCUUCGUCGUCUUCGUCCUCGUCCUCGUCGUCGCAGCCGCCAUCGCCAUUUUCGCGCAUCGAUAAACCGUCUCGAUCGGAGGACCUAGAGAUUAUCCGAGAAUCCUCGUCGACGAGAAAAUCUCUGGGGGGCUCCGAUCCACGGGUUGCCACUUGCCGGGGAAAAUUGCAGAAUAAACGAAGCAAGCUCAACCAGGAGAUCAACAAGGAGCUGCGGCUUCGAGCUGGCGCGGAAAAUCUGUUCAAGGCGACUACAAACAGGAAGCUCCGGGAAACCGUGGCUCUGGAGCUGAGCUUCGUGAACUCGAACCUGCAGCUGUUGAAGGAGCAGCUCGCCGAGCUGAAUAGCUCGGUGGAACUCUACCAGAAUGUCGACAGCGUGGAACCCGCGAUGCCGAUGAUACCCCUGGGACUAAAGGAAACCAAAGAUAUCGACUUCCGGGAUCCGUUCAAGGACUUCAUUCUCGAGCACUAUAGCGAAGAUGGAGGAAAAUACGAGGAAGCCAUCGCGGAUCUCAUGGAGACCAGACAGGCAACUCGAACACCAACGAGGGACACAGCUGGCAUCGCACUGUUGCUCCGCUAUUACAACCAACUGUACUUCGUCGAGCGACGAUUCUUCCCACCUGAUCGCAGCUUGGGGAUCUAUUUCGAGUGGUUCGAUUCCCUGACAGGAGUACCAAGCUGUCAGCGAACGGUCGCGUUCGAGAAGGCCUCGGUGCUUUUCAAUGCCGGAGCGUUGUACACCCAGCUGGCAGCGAAGCAGGAUCGUCGAUCGGCCAGGGGCUUGGAUCAGGCGAUCGACGCAUUUCUCAGGGCCGCUGGUACCUUCCGCUACAUUCAUGAGAACUUCACGAACGCCCCGAGCAUGGACCUUGGACCGGAUAUGCUCGAGAUGCUUGUCCAAUUGAUGCUGGCCCAAGCGAGAGAGUGCUUGUUCGAGAAGCUGGAGCUACAAUCUGCCGAGGGGAGGAACGUGGACGUUUCCUUGGACCUGGCGCAGGAAGCGUCGCAGGUAGCUGCGGUCUACAAUGACGUCCACGGGCUGAUUUCACGGGAGCCAGUCCGAGACUACGUUCCAGAAACCUGGAUCUCGCUGAUCCUGGUGAAACGUGAACAUCACCUGGCACUAGCUCACAAGCAUCUUGCGCUUGGCCUGUUCGAACGGCCGAUAGCCGAGUGGCGAGCGGAGACGAAGAUCGCGCUCGAACACGCUCAGAAAAGCGACGGCAAAACACAGCUGGACGCCAGCAUACCGCGCGACGAAAACGAAAGGAAAAUACUAGGUAAAGCGCAUCUCAGAGAGGCGUUGGUCCUCCACGAAGAGAGCCAGAGGUUGCAAAGGAUGUGCAGAGACCUGAAAGCGAAGCAAGCGCUCGCCAAAGUUUUGAAAGCGGUGCAGGAGUCUACUGUCGAGAGCUAUAACGGCAUUGGAGACGAAGAGGACUUCCGGGGACUGCUGGAUCCUCCAGAUAUCGUCGCCUCCACCAAAUUUCAACUGAAUAUCACGCAUCCGGAUUUCGGGCAGCAUGGUGUGGACGACCUGUUCAGAUCACUGGGCCCUGUAGCCAUAUUUUCGGCCAAGAGGCACUGGACCGCUCCGCGACUGAUACAACUUCAAAGAGGCCCGGAUGGGGAAGGAUUCGGCUUCAGCGUCCGGGGCGAUGCUCCCGUAAUCGUAGCGGCCGUCGAUCACAAUUCCCUGGCCGAUUUGGGCGGAAUGAAAGAGGGUGAUUUUAUAGUCGGCAUCGGCGACAAAGACGUCAAGUGGGCGUCCCACGACCAAGUCGUGCAUCUGAUCAAACAGUCGGGCGACUUCAUCAACUUGAAGCUCGUCACGCCGAUGGACAGAAACUAUUUGAAGGUGAGCAACAGUGACCACUGCCCCGAGGACGUCACCCGACUAACGAGUCUUACUCGUUCCAGAGGCCGGGCAAGGCCAAUCAACAGGACAAGGGAAGCGUUUCCGCGAGCAGCUCUUCCGGUGUCUCCUCCGGCCAGCCGAGCCCCGCUGGCUCCGUCACUACCGCCCACGUGGCUAAAAAGUUACCGUGGAACCCGUUCAAAAAGUCGAGCGCGCAACGCGACAGCCGAGAUCUGACGUUCGACAACGUGAUCCUCAGAUGAUUCCGUCGAUCGUCGCGAUCCCCGUGUCCGGGAGAACGGCAUGAAACGGGAUAGCUGAGAAGCGAGCAGAGACGCGAGCGUUGCUUCUCCUCCCUUCGUCGCAGCAACCCGUUCAUGCCGUUCAACGAUUCCCAAAUAUAUACAUAGAUGCGCGCGUAUUGUACAGAAACUGAUCGCACGUUCUGUCUCCCGAGGCUAUAUCCGUAGUGACAUAACCAUUGGACUCUCGAUGUUUCGCCCAGAACAGUCGAAUAGACACGAUCGUCGGUCACGUCCAACGAAUCGCCUCGUCCCCAUUUCGUCCGACGUUAUUUUCCACGUUGUAUUGCUAAUUACAUGUUGUUCAAAAGGAAA
Messenger RNA from Megalopta genalis, 3656 nucleotides. The record is from RefSeq and is a predicted model, not a curated record. Lineage: Eukaryota; Metazoa; Arthropoda; Insecta; Hymenoptera; Halictidae.